ACGUUCUCGCUUACUAGGGGUUUAUUUUUCAUUUGUUAUUAUUACUACCGCGCCGGAUCUCUAUACGCACAUCUGUAAAAUGGCAAGCUUUCUUUCUUGCCUGACACAGUGACGUAUGCAUGUGCCGUAACGCUGCAGAUUGCGCCUGUCCCGUGCCUUCGGCCGAAGCUGUCGUGCGCAUGCGUGUUUCUGCAACGGUGUUGGGAGCGCCCGGGAUGGUCAAGUCGUGAUGCUUUGCUAAGGGUCCUGCCACUGAAGAAAGCAAAGCUGUCGCCUUCAAGAACUAGUGCCACUGGAGCUCCCCUUCUGAGGAAUUCCCUGCCAAAGCAGACCCAACAGUUAUGGCUAUGGAAGGCAACAGCAGAAUUGAGUGCAUCUUUUUCAGUGAAUUCCACCCUACGCUUGGACCUAAAAUAACUUACCAGGUACCAGAAGAUUUCAUUUCCCGGGAGCUCUUUGAUACGGUUCAGGUAUACAUCAUCACUAAACCUGAACUGCAAAACAAGCUUAUCACAGUUACAGCUAUGGACAAGAAACUAAUUGGCUGCCCAGUUUGUAUUGAACACAAGAAAUAUAGCCGAAAUGCUCUGCUCUUUAACCUUGGCUUUGUUUGUGAUGCUAGAGCUAAAACCUGUGCACUGGAACCCAUUGUGAAGAAACUGGCAGGUUAUCUCACCACUCUGGAGCUUGAAAGUGGCUUCAUCUCCAAUGAGGAAAGCAAGCAAAAGUUGAUACCAAUAAUGACCAUCCUGCUUGAGGAACUGAAUGCCACUGGCAAAUGCACUCUGCCGAUAGAUGAAUCCAACACCAUUCACCUGAAAGUGAUUGAGCAGCGUCCAGAUCCCCCCAUCGUGCAGGAAUAUGAUGUUCCUGUUUUCACCCAAGAUAAGGAUGAUUUCUUCAGUUCCCAGUGGGACCUCACGACUCAACAGAUCCUACCAUACAUUGAUGGGUUUCGACACAUUCAGAAAAUCUCAGCUGAAGCAGAUGUGGAGCUGAAUUUGGUUCGAAUUGCCAUCCAGAAUCUGUUAUACUAUGGAGUAGUGACUCUAGUUUCCAUACUUCAGUAUUCAAAUGUGUAUUGUACUACUCCCAGAGUUCAGGAUCUGGUGGAUGAUAAAUGUCUGCAAGAAGAAUGCCUCUCGUACAUCACAAAGACAGGUCACAAACGAGCCAGUCUGAGAGACGUUUUCCAACUGUACUGUGGACUGACCCCUGGCACAACUGUUCGAGACCUAAUUUGUCGCUAUACAGUUCAACUCCAGAGAGUAGAUGAAAGGAAGCUCAUCCAGUUUGGUUUGAUGAAAGGUCUUAUUCGGCGACUUCAGAAGUAUCCUGUGAAAGUUGCCCGGGAUGAAAGAAGUCAUCCAGCACGACUCUACACGGGCUGUCACAGUUAUGAUGAGAUCUGCUGUAAAACGGGUAUGAGCUACCGGGAGUUGGAUGAGAGACUGGAAAAUGAUCCUAAUAUAAUUGUUUGCUGGAAAUGAGUCUCUCCAAGAAUCAAAUGUUUAUCCAUCAUGCCCUGUAAAUGCUUGCUUGAGCUACCUGGGACUCUGAGGAGGCAUUAGGAUCUCUUUAAGAGUAGCACUGUUCCUGGUGUAUGAGAUGGUGCAUUUUUUUCAGUCCAGUGUUACUUGGAAAGAAUGAGUUAGGUGGACUUGGAUUGCUAAUUGACAACUAAGUAUGGAUCCCAUUUCUCUGAGAGGCAAAUUACAUGUAUAUAUGAUUGCAUGUAAACUACAGAAAGUCUAAUGUUAAGGAAAGUAGUGGUGGAAGGGAUGGGUGCUUUAAUCCAUUCCUUGUUUUCCGUAUUUUCCCACCCCAUUACUUCCCUUAUGAGGUUCCAAAUAUGUAUUUGAGGGUAGAGGUAUCUGCUGCCCUAUGCUAGGAAAAGCAGCUGGGGGAGAUGGGAAGACUUGAGCCAGGAGAUUGGCUGGUAUAGAAAGAGGUUAAGCACUUCCAGACUCUGCCUUCCCAAUGCUGCUUUUCAGUUUAAAAAAUUCUGUUUAGGGCUUCCUUUUACACAUUUAUUUUGUUCUUGAAUGUUAGAAAAUACAAACCUGCUGCUGCCUUCACCCUCUUUGCCUUUAGGUACAUGUUCAUUUGCUGUCUGCAGAAGUGACUUCUGGUAACUCUUCUGUUUAAUGUGAAAGAGCAGGCUAGCCCAGCUUCUUUGAACUUUUUACAGUGUUCACUUCCCAUCUUUGCCUUCUGUUCAAAUAUUUGCUGUUGCUGUUUAGCAGUUGUACUACGCUCAUGCUUGCAAUAAAGCACUGAAUGAAAAAUGUACUGUAAUAACAUUGCACAAAUGAAGCUGGAAUGAAAUGAUACUGA
Molecule: messenger RNA, 2337 nt
Organism: Eublepharis macularius
Lineage: Eukaryota; Metazoa; Chordata; Lepidosauria; Squamata; Eublepharidae
Gene: NPRL2
Product: NPR2 like, GATOR1 complex subunit
Exons: 13
Coding region: 342-1490 (382 amino acids)
Biological process (GO): positive regulation of autophagy; negative regulation of TORC1 signaling; cellular response to amino acid starvation
Cellular component (GO): vacuolar membrane; GATOR1 complex
Molecular function (GO): GTPase activator activity
Source: RefSeq, a predicted model, not a curated record